Molecule: messenger RNA, 2559 nt
Organism: Megalops cyprinoides (Indo-Pacific tarpon)
Lineage: Eukaryota; Metazoa; Chordata; Actinopteri; Elopiformes; Megalopidae
Product: extracellular calcium-sensing receptor-like
Exons: 6
Coding region: 1-2559 (852 amino acids)
Biological process (GO): G protein-coupled receptor signaling pathway
Cellular component (GO): membrane
Molecular function (GO): G protein-coupled receptor activity
Source: RefSeq, a predicted model, not a curated record
AUGCUGUUGCUUGCAGACAUCCUGUUGCUUGUCUUGUUUGCUGGAGCCGGGACGCCCAUCUGUCGACCAUAUGGAAUGCAAGAUCUUUCACAUUUUUCUAAAGAGGGUGACAUCAUAAUAGGAGGCAUUUUUUCAUUUCACCAAAAUCCAGUAAGUGUGGAUCCAACACUUCAGGUCAACCCAGGAAAUAUUCAAUGUGAAGGGCUGGAUCCAGGAGAACUGCAAUACGCUCAAACGAUGAUCUUCGCCAUUGAAGAGAUUAACAACCACUCAGAGAUUCUCCCUGGCAUUUCAUUGGGCUACAGGAUAUAUGACUCCUGUCCAAGCAUUCCUCUUUCUGUAAGGGCAUCCCUGGCUCUCAUGAAUGGGUAUGAGGAUGGUUCAAAGAGCUGUGUCAAACCUUCAACCGUCCAUGCCAUAAUAGGAGAGACAACAUCAACUUCAACCAUAGGUAUUGCAAGAACUGUGGGACCAUUCCACAUACCUGUGCUCAGUCAUUCAGCCACCUGUGCAUGUCUCAGUAACAGAAAGGAGUACCCCACUUUCUUCAGAACCAUUCCUAAUGACUACUACCAGAGCAGAGCCCUAGCAAAGUUGGUCAAACACUUUGGGUGGACCUGGGUUGGUGCUAUCAGAACCAACAGUGACUAUGGCAACAACGGAAUGGCUACAUUUCUAAAAGCAGCCAAGAGUGAGGGUGUCUGUGUAGAGUACUCAGUGGCCAUCUACAGAACAGAUCCUCGGAAUAAAUUUCUGGAGGUGGUGGAGCUCAUUAAGAAAUCAACUUCAAAAGUGAUUGUUGCUUUUGCAGAUGGCACAGACUUGGACAUCCUCAUCAAAGAACUCUUCCUGCAGAACGUGACAGGUUUUCAGUGGGUGGGCAGCGAAGGCUGGAUCACAUACAGGUACAUUGCCUCUCCGGUAAGCUAUGCUGUGGUGGGAGGGGCCAUUGGCUUUGCUGUCCCAAACGCACACAUACCAGGGCUGAAGGAGUUUAUCAUGAACACCCGUCCAUCGACCGUGCCUGGUAACAUGGGCUUGGUGGAGCUCUGGGAGAGUGUUUUCAGCUGUACUUUAACGCCUCACAAGGACACCAACAUGAAGCCCUGCACUGGGGCGGAGUCUCUGCAGGGAACAAGCACCCGCUACACAGAUGUAACAGAUGCCAGCCUUCUGAACAAUGUGUACAAGGCUGUGUACGCUGUGGCCCACUCACUGCACAGUCUCAUCAGGUGCAAGCCAGGGCAAGGACCGUUCCUGAACAAUACCUGUGCAGACAAAACCAAUAUAGAACCUUGGCAGCUGCUCCAUUAUUUGACCCAGGUCAACUUCACAACUAAACAUGGGGAGAUGAUUAAUUUUGAUGAACAGGGCGACCCAGCAGCGAGGUAUGCUCUGGUCAACUGGCAACUCAGUCCACAGGGUGAAAUUUUGUUCGAGAUGGUUGGACUUUAUGACGCCUCUCUGCCAGAGGGGCAGCAGUUUUUGAUGAAUGAAGAUGUUGCGGCUGUCUGGGCAGGAGGUCGGCGAGAGGUGCCUACCUCAAUCUGCAGUGAAAGCUGUCUUCCUGGGACACGGAGGGCCUUCGUGAAAGGAAAACCCAUUUGCUGUUUUGAUUGCAUUCCUUGUGCAGAUGGCGAGUUCAGCAAUACUACCAAUGCAUUGACAUGUGUUCCAUGCCCUCCGGAAUACAAGUCAAAUGAAGAAAGAAAUCGUUGCAAUUUGAAAAGCAUUGAAUUCCUGACCUAUGAUGAACUGAUGGGGAUACUGUUGGUGGCAUUCUCUGUAAUUGGAGGUUGUCUUACUAUCACAAUAGGCAUAAUAUUCUUUGUACAUAAAGACACACCCAUUGUGAAAGCCAACAACUCUGAGCUCAGUUUCCUGCUGCUCUUCUCAUUGAAACUGUGUUUCCUUUGCUCCCUCACCUUCAUUGGUCGGCCCUCUGAGUGGUCCUGUAUGCUGCGCCACACAGCAUUUGGGAUCACCUUUGUCCUCUGCAUCUCUUGUGUUCUGGGGAAGACAAUAGUGGUCUUAAUGGCCUUCAGGGCUACACUUCCAGGCAGUAAUGUCAUGAAGUGGUUUGGGCCUCUGCAGCAGCGAUUGAGCGUUCUUGCUUUCACUCUCAUUCAGGUCCUUAUUUGUAUCCUUUGGUUAACAAUAUCCCCUCCUUUCCCCAAUAAGAAUAUGCAGCACUACAAAGAAAAGAUCAUUCUGGAGUGUGAUGUAGGAUCAGCAGUGGGGUUCUGGGCUGUGCUGGGUUAUAUUGGUCUCCUCUCUGUCCUGUGCUUUGUGCUGGCUUUUCUGGCUCGUAAGCUGCCUGAUAACUUCAAUGAAGCCAAAUUCAUCACAUUCAGCAUGCUCAUAUUCUGUGCCGUCUGGAUUACUUUUAUACCAGCUUAUGUCAGCUCACCUGGAAAGUUUACUGUAGCUGUGGAAAUAUUUGCAAUUUUAGCAUCCAGCUAUGGAAUGCUUUUUUGUAUUUUCUUUCCGAAAUGUUACAUUAUUUUACUGAAACCAGAGAAAAACACCAAAAAACAUUUGAUGGGCAAAACAAAAUGA